AGAAUUGCCCUUGUGCCCGUGAUAAAACUUUACACGCAUCAUUUUAAUUGCAAGUGCAUUUAAAUAAACAAUCAGGUGUACGCGUCGAGAACGAAUUCACGUUAACACGAUCGGAAAUUUAUCGUAUUUAAAAGUUCAUCGACGCUAGCAAUUCACAUUUCCGAAAGAUACUGGACAUUAAUGACAGGAACACUUGAUUGUACGUGCGUCGCACGGUGAUUCAAUGUCGGCCAUCCUCGACACGUGUGGAAAUGACGCCGGUUCUCCCUCGAUAUCGAAAGCGGAAGAUAACUUGUCGAACAGCGACGGCCCAUUAAUUAAAAGCUGUGUUCGUCGAUAUAGUUGCAACAGCGUUCGUACAAGUUCCGAAAACGUUAACCGAAUAUCGAUCAUCUCGCCUCGCACGAUGUCAACAUCCAAUGAAUUGUCAACGAAACACCGCUACUGUCUGUGGGCCGUAACGUUUAUUUUAAUGAUGACCAGCCUAUGCAAUCUUUUUCUCAACAUCACGCUGAUCGCUGUGUUACGGAUCAGUCAGGGAAUGGAAGCCAUGGAAGUGAUACCUGAUGAGAAUCUCGUGAAGUUUUAUGGAAAAACCGACUUGGACAGGGUAUGCUUGCAAUCAGGAGUUUGUCAGAGUUACGGCGACGAACCGAUGGAAAUUUCUGGCGACGAGGCAGGUGUGCAAAUAGACGUGAACAGUCGUCGAUCGCAGGAGGAAAAGCGAGCAAAAGUGACAAUUCUACCAAAUGGCACAACUAUGUCUCUGGUAGAAUCCUUCGAGAUCAAAGAUCCGAGAACUGGCGUCACAUACUUCACCACCGAUUUCCCGAAUUUUGGUUUACCAGCUGGUGUAGAAAAGAUAGAUGUUAAAAUAGCGGAGACUCACAGGAUCACAUCGCCUGUUAACGAGAAUUUAACCGUGAACUCUGACGAUCAGAUCUCCAUACACGGCGCAGAAGGCGUGACCAUGGAAAGCAAAGAUAUCAUUUGGAGCGCGGACGCCGAUAUAUUUUUAAAGAGCGUCAAUGGAAACAUCGUUCUCGAUGCCAAAGACGGAGUUACUAUAGACGUUGAGAAUAUACCCGUGGCACCGAUGUUCCUGCAAAAUCCAGCUAAUCACGAGCAGUACAAAGUUUGCAUCUGCAUGCCACAGGGGAAACUGUUCAGAGUACCGGAUCGUGCGGGCGCGAACAGUCGAUCGGUGAACUGUGCUCGCGUUAACAGAACUCCAGAAAACGAUCCCUGCUCGCGAUAGAAUCGCAAGAAUGUUGCGACUGUAUCAUUUAACCCAGCACUGCCA
This is a messenger RNA of Hylaeus volcanicus, 1303 nucleotides long. RefSeq lists its product as uncharacterized. The coding region runs from base 224 to 1258 and encodes 344 amino acids. Gene Ontology annotation, biological process: muscle organ development. The transcript has 4 exons. NCBI's taxonomy places the organism in Eukaryota, Metazoa, Arthropoda, Insecta, Hymenoptera, Colletidae. Gene Ontology annotation, cellular component: sarcoglycan complex; sarcolemma. The record is from RefSeq and is a predicted model, not a curated record.